Impatiens glandulifera is the source of this 2169-nucleotide messenger RNA. Its product is annotated as copper methylamine oxidase-like. Gene Ontology annotation, biological process: amine metabolic process. NCBI's taxonomy places the organism in Eukaryota, Viridiplantae, Streptophyta, Magnoliopsida, Ericales, Balsaminaceae. Gene Ontology annotation, molecular function: primary methylamine oxidase activity; quinone binding; copper ion binding. Bases 1 to 2169 code for a protein of 722 amino acids. The transcript is spliced from 12 exons. The record is from RefSeq and is a predicted model, not a curated record.
AUGUCCAUUAGUGUUGAUGUCCAACAUAAGAUGAUAGUAGAUGAAAAUGUGGAAACAAAGAAGACUGGAAAUGAGAAGAAAGGGAACCCGAUACCAUCAAGGUCUCAAAUCUAUCAUCCUUUGGACCCAUUGUAUCGAGACGAAAUUAUUGUGGCGGUUGCAACUAUAAAGAAAACGGUUGAGGAAAUUGAUAACAUUCGAUUAAUUGAAGUUGUUCUGUUCGAACCAGAGAAGAAUAUUGUGGCAUUAGCAGAUUCAUAUUUCUUUCCACCGUUUUAUUCAUCGUUGUUUCCUUUAACACAAUUUGGUUCGCUAAUUCCGAACAAACUUCCUCCAAGAAAAGCUAAACUUAUUUCGUAUAACAAAAAGUCAAAUGAGACGUACAUUUGGAUUGUUGAAAUAACUCAAGUAGAUGGUAUUAAAAAAGGAGAAAUCAUCUCAUCAAAUCUUGUUAAAGAUGUUCAGCCACCCAUGGAUGGUGUUGAAUAUAAUGAAUGUGAAGCAGUUGUUAAGGACCAUCCACCAUUUCAAAAGGCAAUGAAAAGAAGAGGAAUUGAUGAUAUGAAGCUAGUGAUGGUUGAUCCAUGGUGUGUGGGAUAUUAUUCUGAUAAAGAAGAUCCCAGUCGAAGACUUGCGAAACCACUUAUAUUUUGUAGAACAAAAAGUGAUUGUGCACUUGAAAAUGGCUAUGCACGACCUGUAGAAGGCAUUCAUAUUCUUGUUGAUUUACAAAAAAUGGUUGUGAUUGAAUUCGAAGAUCGUAAACUUGUACCCAUACCUCCAUCUGAUCCAUUGAGAAACUAUACUGCUGGUGCAUCUAGGGGAGAAGUUGAUAGAAAUGAUAUUAAGCCUCUACAAAUCAUUCAACCAAAUGGACCUAGUUUUAAUAUUCAGGGUCAUUUUGUGGAGUGGCAAAAGUGGAAUUUCCGAAUUGGAUUUACUCCAAGGGAGGGAUUGGUCAUCCAUACUGUUGCAUACAUUGAUGGUAGUAAUGGUCGAAGAUCUAUAGCUGAUAGAUUGAGCUUUGUUGAAAUGGUUGUGCCAUAUGGUGAUCCUAAUGAGCCACAUUACAGAAAGAAUGCAUUUGAUGCAGGGGAAGAUGGUCUUGGAAAAAACGCACAUUCCCUUAAGAAAGGAUGCGAUUGUUUGGGACAUGUCAAGUAUUUUGAUGCUCAUUUUACAAACUUUAUUGGAGGAGUUGAAACAAUUGAAAAUUGUAUUUGUUUGCAUGAAGAAGAUCAUGGCAUCUUAUGGAAACAUCAAGAUUGGAGAACUGGUUUAUCUGAAGUUAGAAGAUCUAGAAGACUUACAGUUUCAUUUAUGUGUACUGUUGCAAAUUAUGAAUAUGGUUUCUUUUGGCACUUUUAUCAGGAUGGGAAAAUUGAAGCCGAAGUUAAAUUAACAGGAAUUUUAAGUGUUGGAACUCUUCAAGCUGGAGAAUAUCGAAAAUAUGGAACAACUAUUGCUCCGGGACUAUAUGCUCCUGUACAUCAACAUUUCUUUGUUGCUCGAAUGAAUAUGUCUGUUGAUUCUAAGACUGGUGAACCAUGCAAUCAGGUUGUUGAACUUAAUCUUAAAGUUGAAGAACCUGGGAUGAAUAAUGUUCAUAAUAAUGCAUUCUACGCUGAAGAGACAUUGCUCAAGUCCGAAUUGCAAGCAAUGCGAGAUUGUAAUCCUUUGUCAGCUCGCCAUUGGAUUGUUAAGAAUACAAAAACUGUUAAUAGAACUGGACAUCCAACUGGUUACAAGCUAGUACCAGGCUCAAAUUGUUUUCCAUUAGCACGUCCUGAGGCCAAGUUUUUGAGAAGAGCCGGUUUUCUAAAGCAUAACAUCUGGGUAACAUCUCAUUCCCGUGACGAGAAUUUCCCAGGAGGUGAAUUUCCUAAUCAAAAUCCUCGUGUUGGUGAAGGCUUGACAUCGUGGGUUAAAAAAGAUCGAUCCUUAGAAGAAGCAGAUAUUGUUCUAUGGUAUGUCUUUGGGAUUAGUCAUGUUCCACGACUUGAAGAUUGGCCCGUUAUGCCAGUAGAACGCAUCGGAUUUACGCUUCAGCCACAUGGAUUCUUUAAUUGCUCGCCAUGCAUUGAUGUCCCUCCUAAUCGGUCUGAAACUAACUCCAAAGAUAUCGUUGCGAAGUCCGACUCAAAUGGUGUCAUAGUUUCAAAGCUUUGA